AUGUGCCUCUCUCGCGAUCCCCAGUCUCAACUUUUGCUAAAACCCCCCCGGUCUGACGCAGAAGACACCACCUCCAACGCCCCCGAUGUCGCUGAGGUCGACGAGGUCGAGGUUUCUGGCGAUGCUCCAUCCAAGGGGCAAAUGUCCGUUCUUGAUGCUUUGAAGGGUGUUUUGAAGCUCGCCCUCAUGCACGAUGGCCUCGCACGCGGUCUGCGCGAAGCCUCGAAAGCCCUGGAUAGACGUCAAGCACACAUGUGCGUCUUGAACGAGGCAUGCGAGGAGGAGGCAUACAAGAAGCUGGUCGUUGCGCUGUGCUCCGAGCACAAGAUCCCCUUGAUCAAGGUUCCUGAUGGAAAGCAAUUGGGCGAGUGGGCUGGUCUCUGUGUUUUGGAUCGUGAAGGCAACGCCCGCAAGGUUGUUAACUGCUCUUGUGUCGUUGUCAAGGACUGGGGUGAGGAGUCUCAGGAGCGCUCGAUUCUUCUCAACUACUUCCAGACCGAGCAGUAA
Molecule: messenger RNA, 507 nt
Organism: Venustampulla echinocandica
Lineage: Eukaryota; Fungi; Ascomycota; Leotiomycetes; Helotiales; Pleuroascaceae
Product: 40S ribosomal protein S12
Exons: 2
Coding region: 1-507 (168 amino acids)
Biological process (GO): translation
Cellular component (GO): ribosome; cytosolic small ribosomal subunit
Molecular function (GO): structural constituent of ribosome
Source: RefSeq, a predicted model, not a curated record